This is a messenger RNA of Odobenus rosmarus divergens (Pacific walrus), 1071 nucleotides long. RefSeq names its product UDP-Gal:betaGal beta 1,3-galactosyltransferase polypeptide 6 (gene B3GALT6). The transcript has a single exon. Gene Ontology annotation, biological process: glycosaminoglycan biosynthetic process. Gene Ontology annotation, molecular function: UDP-galactosyltransferase activity. NCBI's taxonomy places the organism in Eukaryota, Metazoa, Chordata, Mammalia, Carnivora, Odobenidae. The record is from RefSeq and is a predicted model, not a curated record. Gene Ontology annotation, cellular component: membrane. Bases 33 to 1022 code for a protein of 329 amino acids.
GGGGGCGCUUCCCGCGCGCGCGCGCGCGCGCCAUGAAGCUGCUGCGGCGCGCGUGGCGGCACCGGACGGCGCUGGGCCUGGGCGGCCUGGCGCUCUGCGGCGCUGGGCUUCUCUACCUGGCCCGCUGCGCCGCCGACGGCCCCCACCCGCCUCCCGGCCGCAGCCCCCCACCCGCCGAGUCCGCGCGCGCCGCCGCCUUCCUGGCCGUGUUGGUGGCCAGCGCGCCGCGGGCGGCCGAACGGCGCAGCGUGGUCCGCGGCACGUGGCUGGCGGCGGCGCGGCGCGGCAGCCCGGGCGACGUGUGGGCGCGCUUCGCGGUGGGCACGGGCGGCCUGGGCGCCGAGGAGCGGCGCGCCCUGGAGCGCGAGCAGGCGCGCCACGGCGACCUGCUCCUGCUGCCCGCGCUGCGUGACGCGUACGAGAACCUCACGGCCAAGGUGCUGGCCAUGUUGGCCUGGCUGGACGAGCACGUGGCCUUCGAGUUCGUGCUAAAGGCGGACGACGACUCGUUCGCGCGGCUGGACGCGCUGCUGGCCGAGUUGCGCGCGCGCGACCCCGCGCGUCGCCGCCGCCUCUACUGGGGCUUCUUUUCGGGCCGUGGCCGCGUCAAGCCUGGGGGCCGCUGGCGCGAGGCCGCCUGGCAACUCUGUGACUACUACCUCCCCUACGCACUGGGCGGCGGCUACGUGCUCUCGGCCGACCUGGUGCACUACCUGCGCCUCAGCCGGGAGUACCUGCGCGCGUGGCACAGCGAGGACGUGUCCCUGGGCGCCUGGCUGGCGCCGGUGGACGUCCAGCGCGAGCACGACCCGCGCUUCGACACCGAGUACAAGUCCCGCGGCUGCAGCAACCAGUAUCUGGUGACGCACAAGCAGAGCUUGGAGGACAUGCUGGAGAAGCACCAGACGCUGACGCGCGAGGGCCGCCUGUGCAAGCAGGAGGUUCAGCUGCGCCUCUCCUACGUCUACGACUGGUCGGCGCCUCCCUCGCAGUGCUGCCAGAGGAAGGAGGGCAUCCCCUGAGCUGCAGCCACAGCUGACCCACCACACGUCACAUGGCGCCGGAGGGAGG